UGACGUAAAACGUCAUUUUGAGCCGACUACGCAUGCUUGAUUUAUAACGAAUCAGGAAGUGAUAGAAGGGGGAGAAAACAUUAAAGACUGUUUAUUUGCAGGAAUUUUGAUCUGAACCGUGGUGUAUCUGGCCUUUUUAGUCAAAAAUGGGUAACCGGGGUAUGGAAGACCUUAUUCCCAUCGUGAAUAAACUUCACGAUGCAUUUUCAUCUAUUGGAAUGACAUCGUUUAUCGACUUGCCGCAAAUAGCUGUCGUCGGAGGCCAAAGCGCCGGGAAAAGCAGUGUGUUGGAGAAUUUUGUAGGCAGGGACUUUCUUCCACGAGGCUCUGGAAUUGUGACAAGGCGCCCUUUGAUUUUACAGCUUAUUAACAAUAAAUCAGAGUAUGCUGAGUUUCUGCAUUGUAAAGGAAAAAAGUUUGUUGAUUUUGAUGAAGUUAGAAAAGAAAUUGAAGCAGAGACUGAUCGCAUCACUGGUUCAAACAAAGGAAUCUCAAGUGUACCAAUCAAUCUUAGAGUUUACUCUCCUCAUGUUUUGAAUCUUACGUUGAUUGAUUUGCCGGGCAUGACCAAAGUUCCAGUCGGAGAUCAGCCAGCAGAUAUUGAAAUGCAGAUUCGUAAUAUGCUAAUGGAGUUCAUCACAAAAGAAAACACCUUAAUCCUUGCAGUAACACCAGCAAAUUCAGAUCUUGCCAACUCGGAUGCCCUCAAGAUCGCUAAGGAGGUUGACCAAUCAGGUGCUCGUACCAUCGGUGUGAUAACUAAACUUGAUUUAAUGGACGAAGGAACCGACGCCAGAGACAUCCUAGAAAACCGACUGCUUCCACUAAGGAGAGGCUACAUAGGUGUUGUAAACAGAAGUCAAAAAGAUAUUGAAGGCAGGAAGGACAUCAAAGCUGCUUUGGCUGCUGAGAGGAAGUUUUUUCUAAGUCAUGCAUCAUAUAGGCACUUGGCAGAUAAGAUGGGCACUCCAUAUUUACAGAAAGUUUUGAACCAGCAAUUAACCAAUCACAUUCGAGACACUUUACCGCAACUACGGAGCAAGCUUCAGUCUCAACAGUUGUCACUGGAAAAAGAUGUCGCAGAAUAUAAAAACAUGAGUGCAGAUGAUCCAGCAAGAAAAACAAAAGCAAUGUUACAAAUGGUUCAGCAGUUUGGUACAAGCUUUGAGAAGAUUAUUGAAGGUUCUGGAGAUAAAGUUGAUACAAGUGAAUUAUCUGCUGGUGCAAAAAUUAACCACAUCUUCCAUAAACGCUUCCCAUUUGAAAUUGCUAAGAUGGAGUAUGAUGAGAAAGCAUUGAGACGGGAAAUUAGCAUCACAAUCAAGAAUAUUCAUGGUGUCAAAGUUGGUUUGUUUACUCCCGACAUGGCCUUUGAAGCCAUUACCAAGAAACAGAUUAAAAGGUUAAAGGAGCCUGCCCUCAAAUGUGUUGAUAUGGUAGUUACAGAGCUAAACAAUGUUGUCAGGUCAUGUGGAGAAAAGAUGGCACGCUACCCUAAGCUACGGGAAGAGACAGAACGCAUUAUAACAACACAUGUGCGUGAGCGUGAACAGUGUACAAAGGAGAACGUGCUGUGUCUGUUGGAUAUUCAACUCUCCUACAUGAACACAAACCAUGAAGAUUUCAUUGGAUUUGCUAAGGCUCAAGCGAUUACAAAGAGGCCAACAGCAAAGCAUGGUCUUCAAGCACCUCGCUCCUUGGCCACUCAGGUUAUUCGCAAAGGGUGGAUCAGUUUGCAUAACAUCAGCUUCAUGAAGGGCGGUGCACGCGAUUACUGGUUCGUACUUACUGCUGAGAAUGUCAUGUGGUUCAAGGAUGAAGAGGAGAAAGAAAAGAAAUUUUACCUUCCACUGGACAAUUUGAAGCUAAAAGAUUUAGAACAGGGAUUCAUGUCAAAGAAGCAUGCAUUUGCCCUGUUCAAUCCAGAACAAAGGAAUGUAUAUAAGGACUAUAAGCAAUUAGAACUGUCAUGUGAGACCCAGGAGGAGGUUGACAGCUGGAAAGCAUCAUUCUUAAGAGCAGGUGUGUAUCCAGAAACAACAAAUGGUGAUGAAAAUAAUGAUGACCAUUCCUCAUCACAAAUGAGUGUCAUGGGUUCAAUGGAUCCUGUCCUGGAAAGACAGGUGGAAACUAUCAGGAAUUUAGUAGAAUCUUAUAUGGCAAUUGUCAGUAAACAGAUCCGUGAUCUCGUACCAAAAACACUUAUGUUCCUUAUGAUCAAUGAUACCAAGGAAUUCAUAACAGCAGAGCUACUGGCCCACUUGUAUUCUUCUGGUGACCAGAACGGAAUGAUGGAAGAGUCUGCAGAGGAGGCUGAACGUAGAGAAGAGAUGAUCCGGAUGUACCAAGCAACGAAAGAGGCACUGAAAAUCAUUGGUGAUGUCAGUAUAAAAACCAUAUCAACACCAUUACCGCCGCCUGUCAAGAAUGAUGACCUCAUUAAGCCAUUCUCCAAUGGGCCUACACCAGCACCACAACCAGGAGGAAGGAGGCCCCCUAGGCCUGCUGGUCAUGCAGCUCCUCAGCCAUCUCGAACAGUCCCUGCCAGGCCAGAUAUUCCAAGUAGACCAGCUCCUGGUGUCCCAAGACGACCUGAUAAUAAAGCAGCUCCGCCUGUUCCUGGACGACCCCGCUAAAUUGUUGGUUAACUUGUUGAAAGCUUGAUAUUAAUAAAUAAGAGAGUUGUGAUGUGAACAGUACGAGUAAUAGUAGAUUCCCCGAAUUCUAGACUAUCUAGUUAUGCAUCACAGAGUGGGGGAUAUCAUGUGAUCCUGAGAUUAGCAGUGGCCACACAUCAUGACAAAUAUCUUACAUCUUGUUGUACUGUGUAACCGGUAAGGUUUCAAAUUCAAAAAGGAGUCUCAUUAAUGUGCUAAUACAUAAAGGCAUGGAAAAAAAAGGCCAUGUCUGCUUCCAAAUAUGGUAUGCUAUUGGAGACCUAAGGUCACAACCACCACAUGUGUCUAUGUACUAGGAUUGAAUGUGUGAACUGUCAAAGAUGCGUUUGUUUGUUGAUAUUACAGAGCAGGUAGUUACAAAAAUAAAAGAAUAUAUAUUUUGUUUGACUCUGUUACGUCAACAAUGUUAGAUAUCUUUUUAGUCUGGUCAAGUUCCAUUUUGUUUUCGCGAUUGUCUUGGUCAGUUGCCUGUGUUUAUAGCUUCCUUUCCCACCUCUCUCCUAUUUAUUACAAGGAUGUGCUAAUAACAAGGUAAUCUGUUUAAAAGAAUACUCCACAUGCACUCAUUUUUUUUUAUGUAGAAAAUAUUCUUGAUCAUCAUGAUAAUAUAAAUAAGAUUUCCAUUUUUUAUAUCUUGAAUUAUAAAUAUAACUAUGAUGUAUUAUAUUAUAUAGAUUUUUUUUAUUUUAAAUUCCAACCAAGUCUCUGAAAUUGUGAUUAGUAUUCAAAAGAUUUGAAAGCUUUUACUUUACAAGAGAAUUUACCCCAAUUAUAAUUUGAGCAUAUGUAUAUUGAGUGGACAAGUUUCUUCAAUAGAAAUAAUUUGAUUAAUAAAUGGUGCAUAACAAAUUUGCAUUAAAAUUAUGUUUAUAACAAAAAUUUGUCAUUCAGUGUAGUGUUUGAAUAUUAUUAAUGGCAUCUUGAAAAGCAUUAGUGCUUACAAUAGGCGAUGAUGAUGGACGUUUCCAAAGCAAUGAUUGAAAAGAAAGAUCUUAAUGAAAAGAAAGAUCUUAAUUGUUAUAACCAUACAUUAGAAUAAACAAAAAAUGUUUGAAGCAAUAUUUGAGAUAUUUAACAUGUCUUUUAACUUGUAAGAAAUAUAUUUGAUAUAAAAGUCAUUAGAAACUACCGAUCAUAUUCAAUUUUUAUCAUCUCAAAGAGAGAUUUGAUUGGUUGAUCAACUUUUGAAAGCAGUACAGUACUUGUUUUUAUAGUAACAUCAUGAGAUGUUCAUUCACAUUGUUUUGUUUUGUUUUGUUUUAUAUGGGAAUAAUUGACACACCUGAUUCCACUACAAAUUGUGGGUUACAAAUUAAAAAAACAGUAACAUUCUUGAAACUUCAUUUAUCAUGUUCUUGCGAUUGGUUCUACUAAUACUUACCGUAAAUGCUCGAAUAAAUGCCACUCUCGAAUAACCGCUGCUCUUGAAUAAUGCUGCACCAAACCUGAUUUUUUUCACAAAACUCUCAAAUAAGCGCCACGGUGCUUAAUUUAGAGUAUAAAUUGCCCUGUGGGUAAUGAAACACUUUAAGAAACAGGGUUUUAAUAAAUAAAUAAUACAAUGAAGACACAAGCAUUUCUUUAUCAACGUUUAUUUACAAUGACUCAGGACCUACGAUAGGCCUACUGAACUGUUUGGGAAUACGCGAGAUGGGAACGGGCAAGAAAAACGUAGCGCCAAUAUUUUUUUAAGCGCUGCUCUCGAAUAAGCUCCGCACUGAAGCCUCCAAAAAUUGUAUGUGCCGCGGUGCUUAUUCAAGCAUUUAUGGUAUAUAGAUUUACUUCCUGCCAGAUCAUUGUAAGUCUAAAGCUUGGUUUCCAUACAAUCGCUACACUGACGCUACAGCAUUUUCAGUGCAAUCGUUGUACUGUGUAGUUAUCCAUGACACAUUUGGGUUAGCUCCCCGAUUCAACUGACCAAUCAGCAUGCAGCGAAUAUAUGAAAAGCUUUAGCAUAUGAUAUUUGUAACUGCUAGCCAGGGGUCCCACAGUUGUAGAAGUCUCCUCAGGACGAUCCUUGUAUGAGCUUUUUUAGACAUGCUUCUGUCCAUUACACGUUGGUUAGCACUAAACAGUGGUUGGCACGGGGCUAAUGGGUCCCUGCUUAAAUUUCCAUUUUUGGAGAAGACAAACAAGACUGUAGUUUGUUUAAAUUGUUUAUUUCAUUUAUUUUUUGCCAAGGGCAAUGACUACUGACUUUAAGGCGGCGGUUGAGAAUAUAUUUGUCAGAAUACGGUACAUUCUAGAAUAUUGCUUGCCCACGGGAGUGCAGAAGAAUAUGUAAAAUUACACAAGGGUUGGGACCCCUGCCUAACUAGCUCAUACAUUCCUUGCAAUUCAAGGAGCAAGUUGGCAUUCAAGAGGCAUUUGUAUGAAUUCAUACUUUUGUCAGCCUACUCAGUAAAAUUAGUAUUCUUGUCAAUUGUUUUUGUUUAUUCUAGACUCUUUGCAGAAGAAUAAAAAAAAAAAACCAUGUCUUCUCUCUGGGCCUUGAUACAUAUUAAAAAUGUGGAAUGAAAGAUUUUAUUCAUUUGUAAUGGAUUAUUGGGCAAUAUUUUGCAUUAGGUUUGGACAACAUGGAACCUAACCUUACAGUAGUAAAAAGUUGUUCGAUAUUUGAAUAAAAAUAAAGAAUGUGUUUAUUUGUAUUAUGAUGUAAAUAUAAGUGUGAACUAUAUCUUGAGGCAUUGAUAAAUAAUAAAUAAAUAUAUAAAAAGUAUUACUGA
This is a messenger RNA of Anneissia japonica, 5404 nucleotides long. RefSeq names its product dynamin-1-like. The transcript has 18 exons. Gene Ontology annotation, cellular component: cytoplasm; membrane; microtubule. The record is from RefSeq and is a predicted model, not a curated record. Gene Ontology annotation, molecular function: GTPase activity; GTP binding; microtubule binding. Lineage: Eukaryota; Metazoa; Echinodermata; Crinoidea; Comatulida; Comatulidae. The coding region runs from base 147 to 2636 and encodes 829 amino acids.